Arachis stenosperma is the source of this 705-nucleotide messenger RNA. RefSeq lists its product as uncharacterized. The transcript is spliced from 2 exons. The record is from RefSeq and is a predicted model, not a curated record. Bases 1 to 705 code for a protein of 234 amino acids. Gene Ontology annotation, molecular function: nucleic acid binding. Lineage: Eukaryota; Viridiplantae; Streptophyta; Magnoliopsida; Fabales; Fabaceae.
AUGUGUGACGCCUCCAACUAUGCAGUAGGAGCGGUGCUGGCUCAGCGCGAAGGUGGCGACGGUUUACCACCCGCAGACAAUGGACAUGCCGAGGUGUCUAACAAAGAGAUAAAGCGUAUCUCAGAGAAGGCCGUCAAGCCUCAUCGAAAAGACUGGAGUACCAUACUUGCAGAUGCGCUUUGGGCUUAUUGGACAGCGUACAUGACACCAAUCGGAAUGAGUCCCUUCUGCCUAGUCUAUGGAAAGGCUUGCCACUUCCCAGUGGAGAUGGAGCACAAAGCUUUCUGGGUGGUACGGGAAUGUAUCCUGGGAUUGGCGGGAGCCGGAGCUGAAAGGAAGCUGCAAUUACAAGAACUGAAGUGCCUUUUCCUAGAAGCAUAUGAGAACUCCCGGCUAUACAAAGAGAAGGUAAGGGCUGUGCAUGACAAGAAUAUCAAGCGAAGGGAGUUCAAACCUGGGGAGUUAGUCCUUCUCUAUAACUCAAGGCUGAGGCUGAUGCCAGGUAAGCUAAGAUCUAGAUGGGAAGGCCCUUACAGGGUAGAAAAGGCUGAGCCGUAUGACGUCUUCCACUUGAGUCACCCUUCAAGCCCCAAUAUCCUCAAGGUCAAUGGCCACCGCUUGAAGCUUUACCAUGGUGAGAAGAUGAAGGAUAACAAGGAGCUAGAGAUCUUCCUCUUGGAGGAUCCACCAACAGAAGAAGAUUGA